Molecule: messenger RNA, 2229 nt
Organism: Pelagomonas calceolata
Lineage: Eukaryota; Pelagophyceae; Pelagomonadales; Pelagomonadaceae
Source: the annotation of a GenBank genome assembly
CAGCCUUUGCGGAGCGCCGCCUUUGGCACGGCCCGCCGAGGCGCGCGGCGCGGCACCGGGACACGGCAGCCGCCAAACAGUGGUCAGGGCUCCACGCCAUCCCCUGAAGCAGAAGAGGGCUGCCCCCCAUCACCUAUCACCCAGGACAAGAGCAGCCAUGAUCCACGCCCACGACGUCGAGGCCGAGCUCUGGCGCUUCGUCGACGACGGGGACCAACCUUCACCAAAUGAUUUGUGGAGGUGCAUCCAGUACACGGCGCGCAAGAAGGCGACGGCGCUGCCCAGUAGCUUCACGCGGGACAGCGAGAUGCAUUUGGUCGAUCAACACAUGAUCGAUACGACGGACCGACAUCUCGUCAAGGCCUUCUGCGAGCAGUUCCGGCCGGGCGCCACGGAGCGAGAUAUGCAGAAACCAUUAUUUUAUCUCACGCCGUUCAUCACUUGUAGCAAGUGCAAUAGCAUACUCUUUAUCGACGCGGCGAACGCGCGGUGCUUCGGGGCGCCCGUGCCCGAAUCCGUGCGGUUGAAGCGGGGCGGCAACGAGACGCUGGCCGUCUGUCCGGGCUGCGCCAUGACGGAAAAUUUGGAAGUGGGUGCUCAUGACUUCAUGGAGGACAUCGAGGACGCGAGUCUCGGCGUCCCGUCGCGUAGAGACGCCUUCACUUCAUUAAUACGACUCGUGUCCAUCAGACGAUUUUGAGGCAGUUCGGACCGAUUUGACGGAAAUGCUCCGCGCAGGCGAGGGAGGCCAUGGCCAAGGAGAUGAAGAAGCGGAAGCGGGCCGCAUCUCUAUUGAUCAUGGUCUACCGGUUUUAUUUGAGGAGGCAGCUAGCUCGCGCAGCUAGAACGAGGCAGAAGUGCCGCUACUACCUGUAUCAUCGGUGCGCGUCUAUUGUCGAGAGUGCGGCGCGUGGCAGACUCGGGAGACGACGAGCAAGGACCUUCGAGAACCUGAGGUACAUUAAGAACAGGCAUCCCAUCAGUCUGAAGAAAGCAUUAGCUCAAAAGUUCGAAGUCGACAAACGGACGGGCGAGUCGAAGCGCCUAAAAAAGGUCUUCUGGUACCAUACGAAAGUCCAGCUCGAUUGCCUGUACCGGGACUACUUCAUCCUGUGUCAACGGACGGGCUUCGUACCUCCCAGAAUUAUCGUCGAGCAAAAUAUUGAAGAGAUUGCUAGGCGUAUUAGGGUACGGGAAGAGUACCUGAUCACGCUCAUCCAAGCGUUGUACCGCGGGAUCAUAUUGAGGAAAUGUUUGGAGAUUUAUAAAUACGAGAUCAUACGAAUACGAGAAAUUCGGGCGCAGUCGUGCUUUCGCAUCGGCACGAUCUGGCGGGGCUACGUCGCGCGGAAGCUGCGCGUGCCGGCGCGCAUAGCUCAGGUAUUACGACGAAAACGCCCAGAACAGUACGCGCGCGAACGGCGGGAGAAGCGCGACCGCAUCCGCGCGAAAGCGGCCCGAUCUAGGUUGAGGCAGCUCUACGAGAAGGAGCGCGCCGAGGAGGCGACAGCUAGAGCGUCCGGUCUCGUGAACCCGAACAAUGCGCCGGGCGGCGGCGGCAAGAAGAUGGCCGCAUUUCUCGACUCAGCCUAUGGCUCCGACGACGUGCGGCGGGGCGGCCGGCAGCUCUUGGAUGGCAUCGCCGAAUAUGAUGCGCGCAUUCAGAGAGAAAAGGAGGAGAAGCAAGCGCGCAAGGACUGGUUACGGAAGGCCGUGGCCGACGAAGCGGAGCGAGGACCGAAAUUUCUACGGGGAAAAAUAGCCAAGGACAACUACAAUGGCACUUAUGACAUCGACUUCGAGGACGGCACGAAGGAGGCGAGUGUUGAUGUGCUGAAGAUCAAGCAGGCCGAGGGCUUUCCGAAGCCGUCGCUAGGCCACAAGUGGAAGGUCGGGAUGGUAUGCCUGGGCCGGUAUUCGCAUAAGCGGGAUCUCUGCGGCCACGACGUGAACGACGCGGGUGCGUAUAAGCGCUACUAUCAUCGCGACGAGAUGUCUGCUAACUCGCAACAGUUAAUUGACAAGUUGACCACUUUUCAAGUGAAGCCGUCGCACGAUUCUCGAUCGUUGCUGAAGAACCAUAAUCAAAGGAUGGAGAAGCGGGGGCGAGGGAUUUCUUUCGACUUUCCUUCCACAUUAUAUGGCGACCCGCGCGCGGCGCUCUACGAGGGCGAGCGGAGUCCCAUCUCGCCGAAGGACUCCGAGGCGCGCGCCGGGGAGUUCACGUAA